AGUGGCGGCGGGGACGGACGGGGCGGUUUGCCUCCUUCCUGGAAAUCAAACGAUCAAAUAUUUGGUUAUCUCAGAGGUCGCUCAUGAAGAACGCGCUGUAGCUCCUUUGAAAGAUAACCUAUCAGCAGAGAGCCUCUUAAGCAAAAUGUUCUUGUGGGGGUGUGGAGGCUUUAGCAUCGUUUGCGUAGAGCCUUGAAACUCUAUCCCUCCGAAGGCUGGGAAUUAGUCAGGAAAGGGAGGAGAGAAGGACGAUGCUUCUAGGGAUAAAACUCAUCACCCUACCCCUGCUGCACAGAACAUGCUCAGCCUGUAGGUUCAGGAUUUAAAGUACUUAGAAACCCUGCAGAUCAUUUGGAGGACAGAAAGGGCUCGAAUGUGUGUAACAUUUGUCCUGUCUCUAAUAAGAGUCUGUCAGUUCACUGGCAUGAUGAGCUUUAUUUCAUAUUUGGCUGUGGAAUAGAUUGUUAUCCCUGCCUGCCUUUAGUGUGUGAAGAAUGCAGCAUUGUCCAGCUUAAUCCUUUUUAGCCUUAGAAGUCUUUUGAGGCCAUUCAAGCCUUUCCUAGUGUGCAAAAGUGGAGAAACUAAAGGAGAAGGAAAAACUAAGGGGAGAAAUUGAAAUGGAAUUGUUCUUUUUACUUAAGGCUCCCAGAAAAGACGACAACCCCGUGUCCCACAGGCCCCUGGCUCUGGGCCCCAGUGCUCCCAGGCAGGAUCCAUGUGUGGGGAGUCGGGGCAGGAUGGAGAGCCUGGGGCUGCCAGCAGCGACCCUUGGGGAUGGCACCACGGCCUACCUGCAGCAGGCUGGCAGAGGUGAAAAGCUGAUUGAAGGGCAAGUCAUUGAACUUGAAGAUGGGACCACAGCUUAUAUCCAUCAGGUGACAGUUCAGAAAGAGGCUGUGGCUUUUGAAGAUGGGCAGCCAGUGGUACUGCAGGAUGGCAGCACAGCCUUCAUACACAGCACAGAUAAAGAGAGUUAUGAGCCUGGCACAUUCCAGGCUGUCCAGCUAGAGGAUGGCUCCACUGCCUACAUCCACCAUCCUGUCAUCAUGGCACCUGGCAGCACCAUCCUGGAAGUGCAGACAGAAACUGGGCUCAAAGAGUUGGCUGGGGAUGAGGAAGAUGAUGGCUUUGAUGUGGACACCAUUAAUGCACUGCAGCAGUAUGGCAGGAAGGAUUUGCAGGAGGAGGAGGUGCAAAACAACAGGAAGGGGCAGCAGGUUGGCAGCAGAGCUUUCCGCUGUGGGUACAAAGGCUGUGGCCACCUCUACACCACUGCCAACCACCUCAAGGUACAUGAACGUGCUCACACAGGUGACAGGCCAUACACAUGUGACUUUCCAAGUUGUGGGAAAGCAUUUGCUACAGGGUAUGGGCUGAAGAGCCAUGUGAGAACACACACAGGUGAGAAACCCUACAGGUGUCCAGAAGACAUGUGUAGCAAAGCCUUCAAAACCUCCGGGGAUCUGCAGAAACACUUCCGCACGCACACGGGUGAGCGUCCCUUCAAGUGCCCCUUUGUGGGCUGUGGCCGCUCCUUUACCACGUCCAACAUCCGCAAGGUUCACAUCCGGACGCACACAGGUGAGCGGCCCUACAUGUGUGCAGAGCCUGGCUGUGGCAGGGGCUUCACCAGUGCCACCAACUACAAGAACCACAUGAGAAUCCACACAGGAGAGAAGCCGUACCUGUGCACCAUGCCAGGCUGUGGGAAGCGCUUCACAGAGUACUCCAGCCUGUAUAAGCACCAGGUGGUGCACACACACUGCAAGCCCUACACAUGCAGCAGCUGUGGCAAGACCUACCGCCAGACCUCCACACUGGCCCUGCAUAAGCGCAGCAGCCACUGCGAGCUGGAAGCCACCGAGGAGAGCGAGCAGGCCCUCUAUGAGCAGCAGCAGCUGGAGGCUGCUGCAGCUGCUUACAGAGGCUCUCCACUGAAGAGUCAGCAUAUUGCUUUCCUGUCAGAGAGGGAGGACGAUGAAGAGGAAGGUGCUGUUCCUCCACAAGUCUCGCUUAUCUCUCAGGAUGGGGCAGAGCAGACAUUGCUGAACUCAGACUCCCUGAGCAUCUGCUGUCAUCCCUGGGUCAGUCUGUCUCAGGAAGAGCUGCAGGCCCUGGGCAGUGCCAUCAGCAUGGUGACACAGAGCAAGGCCCUCGUUGUGCCUGAGGGAGAGCUGGCCAGUGGUGACACUGGGACCAUGACUGUGGCCAACACCAAUGGCACUGAGGCACAGGAGGUAGCUGGGACAAAGCUGGGACUGUCCCUGAUUUCUCUGCUAGAUAAGAACUGCAUUUUCUUUUAAAACAUGAUCAUCUGAACUUUUCCCAGGUGACCAUAGUCGCCUCUGGGGCAGUGGUGUAAGAGGAAUCAGACAUGGCCCUGCUCUGUCAUCAGCAGGUGGCAUUGCUGGUCACCUCCCAUGGCACCCACAUUGCUGUUCAGGUACCACAUGGCUCUUGCCACCAUCCCCUUCACUCCCUGGCCAUCUGAUGCCUGCAGCACUUGCCCUCUGGCCCUGCUGCAUCACUGCUUGCCCAGGGGGCUUGCUCAUUCAUUCACAGAUGCCCUGUGUGCAGAGGACAGCAGGGACAUCCUGCUGGGAUUGCAGAAUGCCCCUUUGUAAACAGCGUCUGC
Cyanistes caeruleus (blue tit) is the source of this 2635-nucleotide messenger RNA. The record is from RefSeq and is a predicted model, not a curated record. Lineage: Eukaryota; Metazoa; Chordata; Aves; Passeriformes; Paridae.